This is a messenger RNA of Anopheles aquasalis, 1473 nucleotides long. RefSeq lists its product as uncharacterized. NCBI's taxonomy places the organism in Eukaryota, Metazoa, Arthropoda, Insecta, Diptera, Culicidae. The record is from RefSeq and is a predicted model, not a curated record.
CGUGCUCAGUACUCAAGCGAAACGCCUCGUGAGCAGACGUGUCUGAUAAAGAACAUCCUCAGUUUAAAAUUUUGAGCAGCGAUGGCAGUGUACAAUCAUGACGAGCUGGUGGCCCCGGAUUGGCUGAAUCAAAGCUUUUUCCUUCAAGUUGUGCGAGAAUUGGAUAAUGAUCCUUAGAUCGAGCUGACCAGCGAGUGUGUUUUGCGUCCCGGGACGAAAAUGGGUGAUCAUUACGCAAGUGUGAUGUUCCGCACUACCGUUACCUACCGUUCGAAGAAGGAUCCUGCGGAAAAAUCGAUCAAUUUGAUUAUGAAAACGAAACCGGAAGCGGAAGGAAUGAAGAAGGACCUGCUGGAAGAUGAUCAACUGUUCAGCAUUGAGAUCCGUAUGUACCAGAAGGUGUUGCCGGAAAUGGCGAGGCUGUUGCAGGGUAUCGGCGAGGAGUAUAAGUACCCGAGGUACAUCUAUGGUUCAUUGAAACCACUAACGAUUCUCAUACUUGAAGAUAUCAGCAGCCAGGGCUGGGUGAUGGAUGAACUGAUUCAAACGUACGACGAUAUGAAACCGAUCGUUAAAGCUAUUGCAAUGUUUCAUGCUGCCUCGGUGGUAAUCGAGAGUAACGAUCCUACAUUUGCAGAAGAGAACAAUUUUUCCUUGGCUGAAGUAAUGCUGGGAUUCAAACCAUUGAUCAAUAAGGGCUUUGAUGAUUUGAUGUAUCUUACGAAGACGUACCCGGAGUUUGCGCAUUUUGCAACCCCGCUAGAGAACUUUAAGCGCAAUCUUUCAAACUUUCUCAUUCCCCUUUACAAACCAUCUACCACGAUUCAGAACGUUUUGAUUCACGGUGAUUUCCAGUACAAAAAUAUGCUUCACCAGAUUGAUGAGAAUCGCCGGCAUACCGAUACAAUGCUGAUUGAUUAUCAGGCAUGCAACUGGGCAACGCCGGCAGUCGAUUUAUUCAAUCUGCUCGACAUAAUAGCCGAUCAACCGGUGAAGGACAAUCAUCGGGACGAACUGCUAAUGCUCUAUCAUCAACACUUCAGCGAUCUGUUGAAACGGUUGGGGUUUGUCGGUAAAAUACCGACACUUCUGGAUCUGCAGCUCGAGCUUUUGCGCUGUGAAGGAUUUGAGAUGUUUCAUUACGCAAUCUUUACGACAUUUCGCUACAUCGGACCAGGUCCGUUGGAUUUGGAUGCUAUGUUGAGGGGUGAGAUCAAUAACCCUGCUCUGGACGACCCAGAGUUCAGGAAACUUAUGCUCAAAGAGCUGACUCGAUUCUUGCAUCACGGAAUUUUGAAUCAAGAAUGAGAAGCCCGAAAGUUUCAGGAACAUGAGCAGCCCGUUUUGAUAUUUUAGAAUAAAUCUAUGUUUUAAUCAAUCGUGGGCUCUUAUGUAAUGUUUGAAAACAUGAUGUAACAAAUCAUAACAUAACAUCCAUUCUCAAUAAAAUGUUAUUUCGAGAUGCCAAAGGGA